Peronospora matthiolae is the source of this 1062-nucleotide messenger RNA. The record is from the annotation of a GenBank genome assembly. NCBI's taxonomy places the organism in Eukaryota, Oomycota, Peronosporomycetes, Peronosporales, Peronosporaceae.
AUGACGCCGACUCUGACGCUCCUGGCGACGCUCCUGGCCGUCACGAGCUGGCAACGCCUCACUACAGACGCCGUCACAAGUGGCUCCAGUACUGUGACUGUACUCAAGGGCAGCGAGAAGCUGGCGAAGCUGCAGCAGCGCGCGCGGAAUGGCGUCGUGCCCUUCACGAGCGAUUUGUUCAUGCGCUUUGCCGUGCGCCCCGAGCGUCCGUACCAUCUGGUGCUGCUCCUGACCGCCACGUCUGCCAAGCACAAGUGUGACGCGUGUCUGCAGCUCGCGCCCGAGUUUGAGCUCCUGGGCCAGAGCUACCAAGCUGCUGCUCAAGUGAAAGUGGAUACACGCGACGGCUUGGACGUGGUCUUUGGUGUCGCGGACUAUGAGGCGAACCAGGGGGUCUUUCGUCACUACGAGCUCACGUCUGCUCCUUUCGUGGUCUACGUGGCUCCCGAUACCAGUGUCGACGUCGGGGCGGCGUUACCGACGAAGGAACGGAUCGAUCCCCAGCGUCUGUAUAAUGUAUACACACAAGGCCUUCAAGCGGAAGGGAUGGCGACAUUUGUCCACCAACGCACGGGCUUUGAGGUGACGGUGUUGCGGUCCAAGACGUACUUGUACGUGCUCGUGGCGGCGGCGAGUGUCGGUGUUGCAAUCGCGGCGAAGCUCGCGCUGGAUCACUUGGACUUUUUGCUCAUGAAAUUGCGGCGCAAACAGCUCUGGAUGACCGUGUCGCUGCUGUUCUACGGCCUCUCGGUCUCGGGCAUGGUCUACUGUAUCAUUCGUAACCCGCCGCCGUACGCGGCUGACCGACAGGGUAACGUCCAGUACUUCCAUCCGCAAGGGAGACAGCAGUUUGUGUACGAAGGACUCAUUGUAGGCAGCUACGACGUCGCUGCUGCUAUGUGUGUCAUUCUGCUCUCGCAGUGGGCGCUCUACGUCCGCAAUCCAGUCGUGCGCUAUCUCGCCAUUGUUGGCUGUUCGCUGGGCUUUGUCUUCCUGUACCGCCAGAUGACGGACGCAUACAAGAUGAAGAACCAUUGGUACACUGGCUGGAUGGGCUUUUAG